This is a messenger RNA of Xenopus laevis (African clawed frog), 4598 nucleotides long. RefSeq names its product ubiquitin specific peptidase 42 L homeolog (gene usp42.L). The transcript has 18 exons. Gene Ontology annotation, molecular function: cysteine-type deubiquitinase activity. Bases 668 to 4186 code for a protein of 1172 amino acids. Gene Ontology annotation, cellular component: cytosol; nucleus. The record is from RefSeq and is a predicted model, not a curated record. Lineage: Eukaryota; Metazoa; Chordata; Amphibia; Anura; Pipidae. Gene Ontology annotation, biological process: ubiquitin-dependent protein catabolic process; protein deubiquitination; regulation of apoptotic process.
UCUUUUAACCAAUUGGUGACUCACUACCAUCAUCCAACCAGGGAAAAUAAAUUCCCAAUCAAGUACGAGAGACUAUUUUCACGAGCUGUUAGUCUCUGAUGUAUAUAAUGCAACGCAACGCUGUCUUUUUACAAAGCAGCCCCGGCCAUGCUUUGCCCCAAGGAACUGCGCAUGUGCACCAUGUAGCACCGGAACCACUGUUUCCUGACCCAGCGGGGAAACCUUUGCCGGCGGAAACACUUCCUGUGACGACAAAAGGAGAUCGCCGAACCUGAGCCGGGGGGAAGCGUAGUGGUUCGGCCGUAGCCAGGCGAGCAGCCAAAGAAGACGGCAUCGUGAGGAAAGCGGCGCCUUAAUGAAAGCUCGGCUUAAGCGCCGCCCCGUUUCCCUGGAUACCCGGCUGUAGGAGGUGUGCGCAGGACGUCAUUGUUCCGACGCUUUCCCCCGGCAGUGUGAGCUCGGGAUGGGAAUGGGCACGAGGGCUGUGCUGGAGCCAAGUUGUAUUUGAUUCCGGGAAAGCAUGUUCAGAAUCCCCUGCCCCGUUUCCAAGAGGUGUUUGCUCAGGACAUCACUUUUAAUACCAUUUCACAGUGAGCAAGAUGGAGAUGGAGGCUGCUGUGGAGAGAAGGCCAGUUUGAUUUCAGGAGAUCACUCCAAGUGUUAAAACAUGACUAUAAUAGAUAAAGUGUCAUCGGCGCCUGAUGCUUGCCAGAACCAACUGUGCAGCACAGUGGCACCAUCAUCGGGAGAAAUGGAAAAUGGUUCUUCGGUUUGGGGUGUUGUAUCGGCCCUAGCUAAAAUUGGCCUUGGACUGGUACCUGCUGCAGCCGUCUACUCCAACUCAUCUGUUCCUGAAAAGCCUGUGCCAUCAGAGCAGAAUGAUCCACCUUUAGCGGUCCCAGGAGAUGGAACUGAUCCACCCGAGAAACCUGGGGAUGGCAUUGAUCCACCCGAGAAGAUUCUUUUCCCCCCAGCAAAGAUUUGUUUGAAGUGGCAGCGUGCACAGAAAGUUGGAGCUGGUCUCCAAAAUCUCGGCAAUACAUGCUUUGUGAAUUCUGUAUUGCAGUGUUUAACUUACACGGCGCCUCUUUCUAACUACCUUAUUAGCCGCGAACACUCUGAAACAUGUCACAGCCAAGACUUUUGCAUGAUGUGCGUAAUGCAGACUCACAUAUCAAUGGCUCUGUCAAACUCCGGAGGUGUCAUCAAGCCGUCGGCAGUUGUCAAUGAUCUUAGAAGAAUCUCUAAAAACUUCCGAUAUGGGAGCCAGGAAGACGCACAUGAAUUUCUCCGUUACACAGUUGAUGAAAUGCAGAAAUCCUGCCUGAGAGGUUCUUGCAGGUUAAAUCGACACACGCAAGCCACUACCCUUAUUCACCAAGUGUUCGGUGGAUACCUGCGGUCUCGAGUCACAUGUCUGAACUGUAAAGCGGUGUCUGACACCUACGAUCAAUAUCUUGAUCUCACACUAGAGAUAAAGACGGCACAUAGUGUUAACCAAGCCCUAGAGCAAUUUGUAAGGCCGGAACAGCUGGAUGGAGACAAUGCCUACAAAUGUAGCAAAUGCAAGCAAAUGGUUACCGCAAGCAAGAGAUUUACAAUUCACCGAACAUCCAAUGUGCUGACUCUGUCCCUGAAAAGGUUUGCAAGUUUUAACGGUGGCAAAUUAUCCAAGGAGAUAAAAUAUCCAGAAUUUCUUGAUCUUCGUCCAUACACUUCUGAUCCCAAUGGAGAGCCAGUUAUUUAUGUCCUGUACGCUGUCCUCAUACAUACUGGUUUUAGCUGCCAUGGUGGCCACUAUUACUGCUAUGUGAAGGCAUGCAAUGAACAGUGGUACCUUAUGAAUGAUUCCACUGUUUCCACCACAGACAUCCGAACGGUUCUUAACCAGCAGGCUUAUCUUCUGUUCUACGUCAGAGCUCAGAACUCCCAGAAUGGAGCGUCUUACUCCCUGCAUGCAGCCAGUCCUAGCUCCCCGCAACCGAGCAGCAGCCAGAGAGCCGGCAACUCCAAAUCCGCAUUGGUUGGACCUCCUCGCAAAAUAAAGAAUUCAAAACACAUGAAUGGGAAGAAAUCGCCCAAAAACCAGAUGAACAAUUCUGUAGUGAAUAAUAACAACAUGAAUCUUAAAAGGCCACCUCUUGGCAACACUGUCGUCAAUCGGCAGACUGUAAUCAAUAUUCCCAACAACAAGAAACAAAAGAUUACAAUCAGCAUCAAUAAAUACCAUCAGCAAGGACUCUCCCUGCCCACUGUACAUAAGACUGAGAGCUUACACAAGCCCGCCCCUUCAUCCACCAUUACUAAGCACUCUAAUAAGCCUACCUCAAAUACCUCUACACCGCUAGUAAGGAAACACUCGCCAAGCAAGCCGUAUCCAGGACCACUAGUCAAUGGCACGUGCAAGGCUGGCUCCAGUUUGCUGGUACCUUAUGGCGCUGAUUCUUCAGAAAACUCUGAAGAGGAGUAUAAGGGAUUGGACAGCAGCGACUGGAAUGGAAAAUCUAUAAAUGGGGAGAUGUGUAAAAAUGGACUGAGCUUGCAUGAGGACAAGUCUCCUUGUAACUCGUUCAAAACUAGUUCUGAAAAGGAAGAGCCACUUAAAGCUGCUGUUGAAUCGCUGUCUAGGAAUAGUAUGGCCGGCUCUGACACCAACGAUAGUGUAAAUGUACCUGAAAUCAGUCAUUCUAGUAAUGUGGGAGAUCCUACAGAAGCCAGUUCUCUGAAAAAAACAGAAUUAACCCAAGAUGUUGACACUAUUUUACCGCUAAACAAGGAGAAGAAACCCUUAAUUUUAUGCAACAACACAUCUGAGGGUAAAUCCACAGAAAAAACUGCACCAUAUUUAUCGAAUGGAACAAGUAGUUUGCACAACACUGCUCUGUGGAGAAAUGGGAUGGACCCGCCUGCUAAACAACAAGCGGAGGAAGGCCAAAGUGCUAGUGUGAAUCCGGCAGCUUGUGGGAAGCAGGAGAACCGCAUGGCAGACACUCGCAUUAAUAAAAAUGCACACACUUCAUCAGAAGACAACGGCAUUAAUAACACACUUGUUAACUCUUUAUCAGCAGACGACCGUGACGAGGAAACAUUUAAUGUGCCGUCGAUCAAUAAAUAUGACGGUGGUCUACCUGCUUUACUCACCGGUUCUGAUACAAACCAAUCUAUGGUCAAGGUUGUUGCCCAACCCGAUCAUUCAGAUGAGAAUGUGAAUAGAAUUUCAGCCCAGCCUCAUGAAAACUCUGACACCGAAAAGAAAGUCCCGACGGAAAAUGGGGCAGAAAAGAGCUACUCUGUGUUUGCCGACACCAAGAAAGUGAAAAGGGAUCACUUCCGCAAUGAGCGAUGCCGUUCUGACAGCAGUGAAGAGAGACGUCCCACCAGUAACCGAGAGAGACAGUCCCGCAGCAGAGAGAGAACUAAAUGGAAGCACUAUAGACCGUCUCAUUGUGAUGAAUACAGGCACAGGGAUCAUUAUAGAAGGAGCAGCCCGUACAACUACAAGGACUGUAACAAACACAGCCAGAACAGGGGCAGAUCCAGAAGUCGGGGCCGCUAUGAAACCUCUAAAAGCUGGUAUAGCAAUUCCAAAAGGGAUCGUUCACGCAGUCGAGAAAGGAACUACCAAGAUAAAAGCAGACGUUACGAUAGCUACAGGCAUUAUAAUGACCAUUAUACAUCGCAUGGUUACCGGGACUAUCGAGAUAGAAAGCCUUCGUAUGAGGACAGAGACUAUCCAAGUAAAUCCUAUAACUCGUACAGAAGCAGCUGCUCUUACUACCCCAGAGAUAAAGUACGGGAAUAUCCCAAUAGCCCCAAACACAAUAUCUAUUAUUCGUCCUCUUUUCAAAGGCACUCGGAAAAGUAUCAUCAUGAAAAAUACAACGGUGUCCUGGAUUACCACCAAGCCGAUAAACAUAGUAAGGAAAGAAAAAGCAAACAAAGAUACUCUAGAGACAGCGACCACGAGAGCGAAACCAAGCGCAGACAGAAUGGCGACCUGAGGGACAUGAGAAAACGUAGAUGGAGCAGCUCAUCUGAAAGCAGCGACUAUGAAAUAGAUGUCAAACGGAAAAGGAUCGGUACAAAUGGAGCAGCGACUAAAGACCGUUUCAGGGUUCAUGGAAACGCAGACUUCGCUUCUUUUGAAGAAAGACCCCUGAAAAUGACAGUUUUUCAGAAUUCGUAACAUUCCGUUUCUCAAGCUACAAAUACGACAUGGAGCGAGCAGCGACACAGACAGAAACAUGUCACAUUGGCAGCAUCCAGAAGUCUUUCACUCUCUCUGACCAGUCCCGAAUAUCACAGCCCGUCCCUGCAUGAGACCUCCCCAAUCAGCUUUAGAGCGCAUGGUGGGGGCUGCAUUUUUCUUUUAAUUUAUUCAUGUAUUUAUUUUUUAGUGCAUUUUAUGGGAAUAAUGUUGCAGAAUGAGCUUUAGAAGCAGAAGACCCCUCUUUGAAAAAUUAGUUAUUACAAAUGAUUUGUUUUUUUUUUUAUUUGCCCCCAUGUCAUUUUAAGUAUGGCGGCAGCCUUACAACUUGGAUCACAGGCACUAUUUAGGAAUGAGAUGUUUAAUAUUUAUUAAAUAGUUUAUUUUCCUA